CCAAAUAUAAAGAAUUCACGCGUCAAUCUCUCUCUCUCAUUGCCACGCUCCUUUCGAAGAAUCCAGAGACUCACGCUAAUCGCAGACAUCAAAGUGUAAACAAUUCAUAAUCUCUCUCUCUAAAAACCAGGUUCUCCAGCAAAUGCAUUAAUCUCUCACCAGCCAUGAAGAAAUACCCCCAUUAAUGCCCCACAAAAAUUCAUGGAUCUUUCACUACAAGACCUCGGUUUCCAAGACAAGUCCUCCAGAAAUUCUCAUGGCGCCUUCCUCUGCGAUCAUUUUGACGCUGAAUUGGUCCACAAGAUAGCUCAGCUUCUCCUCCCUGGCUUAGCUUCAGCCUGUGUGGACACCACAAUGGGUGAUCUCUUCAGAACCCCUUCCUCUGUGGCCAUUGAAACCAGAAAGGAAAUGGUUGAUUUUCUCACUCAAAAGAGCGAAGCCCACAUUGCCGAGUCUAUGAUCGAAGAAGGUAGCACCGAUUCAGGAAACCCCAUUGAUUCCAUAUCUGAUUUCAUGGAUGAUUUUGUCGAUUCGAAGAAAAAUUUGCUCAGUAGGGUCUCGGCUUGGGUUCUGAGCGACAGGCGUGAGGACAAGAUCGAUGACUUUAUGCAAGAGCUUGAAACAAAUGGGUUUUGGCUAAUUAGCAGGCGAGAAUCAGUUGCAGAGAUCUUGUUAAGAAAUAUUGAUUUGAAGGGAAAUUAUUACUGUGGAUUCAAAUUUGAAAACCGAGAUGAGUUCAUUGAGCAUAGGGGGAAUUGUAGGUUUCGUUUGCUGAAUUGUGGGAACGAAGGGUGCGAUUCCACUUUCUGUGCAGUUUAUGCAGAGAAACAUGAUAUGGGGUGUCCAUUUAAAGUUCUUCCAUGCGACCAAAAGUGUUCAGAGAGUAUUUUAAGGAGAGAGAUGGAUAAGCAUUGCAUAACUGUUUGCCCCAUGAGGCUUGUGAAUUGCCCAUUUUAUCAGGUUGGGUGUCGCUCUUCUUUUCCUCAGAGUAAAAUUGAGGACCACUGUAGAGAGUGUCUUGAAUCUCAUCUCGUGUUUGUCCUCCAAUUGAUUCAUAAGAGGGAUGCUUCUUCUAUCGAUGAUCUGAAAGAGCGGGCCUCAUUGCUAGAGAAGUCACCAUCUCUUACUCAGCGAUCGGCAAAAAUGGACGUGAGAUCAUUAACCUUGGCAGUUAAGGAGUUAGAAGCAAAGAUGGAUAUAAUUUGAGGUCAACCUUGAUUAGAUUUGGCCAAAGAAAAAUCAAACGAUUGAUGUCAUCUGGAGUUGCCAAGUGAAGAGUACAGAUUGGUGGCCAGCCACAUUAAUGAUACACAUGUUAUUUUGAAACCCCCCAAAUUUUACAGCACCCUGUAGUUAAACACUGAUGUUCCUCAUAUAUUUUCGCCCAAGUCUUUCCCCCUUUUUAUUUUUUAUAUUUUAAAUCUAGCCAUAAAAUCAUAUGGUCCUCUUGAUUGGUUGUUUUGUGGGUCAGUACCAAGGUUCCUGUUCACUUGAUUACCUUCUUGUUGAUCCGCAACUAACCCUGCUUUUUUAUAUAUUUGAUUGUUUAUUUGU
Molecule: messenger RNA, 1554 nt
Organism: Amborella trichopoda
Lineage: Eukaryota; Viridiplantae; Streptophyta; Magnoliopsida; Amborellales; Amborellaceae
Product: TRAF-like superfamily protein
Molecular function (GO): zinc ion binding
Source: RefSeq, a predicted model, not a curated record